GCCCAAUAUAGCCCAAAACCCACAAUCUAUUUGGGCCAAUAAAACCCUAAAUCCAAUCCAUUCCGAUCCACCCAAGCAAACAUCAUAUCAUAUAAGCAAGGCUAACCCUAAAUCGCUCUUACUCUCUUUCGUCACUUUCGGGGGAAGAGAUCCAGCAGCAAUGGUGUACGUCAAGGCUCAGAAAUCAAAAGCCUACUUCAAGAGAUAUCAAGUCAAGUUCAAGAGAAGAAGAGAGGGAAAAACCGAUUACCGUGCCAGGAUUCGGUUGAUUAAUCAGGACAAGAACAAAUAUAACACUCCGAAAUACCGAUUUGUGGUUCGCUUUAGCAACAAGGACAUUGUUGCACAAAUAAUAUCUGCUAGCAUUGCCGGCGAUUUAGUUCUUGCUACAGCAUAUUCACAUGAGCUGCCACGAUAUGGUCUUGAAGUAGGACUUACAAAUUAUGCAGCAGCGUAUUGCACUGGUCUCCUGUUGGCCCGAAGAGUCCUCAAAACACUUGAAAUGGAUGAGGAGUACAAAGGAAAUGUUGAGGCUACUGGAGAGGAUUAUUCAGUGGAACCUGCCGAGAGCAGGAGGCCAUUCCGUGCACUCCUUGAUGUUGGUCUUGUUAGGACUACAACAGGAAAUCGCGUCUUUGGUGCCCUUAAGGGAGCUCUGGAUGGGGGUUUGGAUAUUCCUCACAGCGACAAGAGGUUUGCUGGGUUUGAUAAGGAGAAGAAGGAGCUUGAUGCCGAGGUUCAUCGCAAAUAUGUUUUUGGUGGACAUGUUGCUGCCUAUAUGAAGAUCUUGGCGGAAGAUGAACCAGAGAAAUACCAGUCACACUUCAGCGAAUACAUCAAGCGUGGGAUAGAGGCUGAUGGUAUUGAGGCACUGUACAAGAAGGUUCAUGCUGCCAUCCGUGCUGAUCCUACUCUCAAGAAAUCUGAUAAGCAGCCCCCGAAGGAGCACAAGAGGUACAACAUGAAGAAGCUGACUUAUGAGGAGAGGAAGGCUAAGUUGGUUGCACGCGUGGCAGCCAUCAACUCUGCUGCUGAUAAUGAUGAAGAUGAUGAGUGAAAGUUCAUUGCGGAUGCUGUCUCAUAGCUGCACAAGUAGAAACUAUUUUAUUUGCCUGUACUGUUUAUUUUCUAUGUCCAAAAUUUGGAUACUUUUUGGAGUUGAGAGCCUUAUUUUUGGUCAAUUUUGUGUUAAGCUUGAAUUAAUGUUUUACCUUAUUUUUAUGAUUCACUAUACCCAAGUAAUGUUCGUAUAAAAUCAGGUUUUGUUAACGUGUGAUCAUAAGCUGUCUGGUAAAUGGUAACUAGUAUGCGCCGUUGCCGUUGUUAAAUCGAGUAAAUUCAUUUAUGUAGCACUACCAAGAGAGAAGUUCAAUUGGAGUGUGUAGUUACAGUGUAUCAGUGACAAUUGAAGUGGAUUUAUGAAAUGUGAGUUAAAAA
Messenger RNA from Glycine soja, 1437 nucleotides. RefSeq names its product 60S ribosomal protein L5-like. Gene Ontology annotation, biological process: translation; ribosomal large subunit assembly. The transcript has 10 exons. Bases 161 to 1057 code for a protein of 298 amino acids. Gene Ontology annotation, molecular function: 5S rRNA binding; structural constituent of ribosome. Gene Ontology annotation, cellular component: cytosolic large ribosomal subunit; ribosome. Lineage: Eukaryota; Viridiplantae; Streptophyta; Magnoliopsida; Fabales; Fabaceae. The record is from RefSeq and is a predicted model, not a curated record.